UUGGGUUUCUUCUCCACAGCCCCUGGCUCCACCUCUUCUGCCACAAACAUCAGCAUGGUGGUAUCUGCCAGCCCUUGGUCCGGUGAGAAGGCAGAGAUGAAUAUUCUAGAAAUCAAUGAGAAAUUGCAACCCCAGCUGGAGGAGAACAAACAACAGUUCAGAAACAUGAAAGAGAAGUUUCUUGUAACUCAAGUAGCCUGCUUCCUGGCCAGCCAGCACUACAGAUACAAGUAUGAAGAGUGCAAAGACCUCGUAAAAUUUAUGCUGAGGGAAGAGCUGCAGUUGAAGGAGGAGAAGCUUGCAGAGCAGCUCAAGCAAGCUGAGGAGCUCAGGCAAUAUAAACUCCUGGUUCACUCUCAGGCACGAGAGUUGACUCAGUUAAGGGAGAAGUUACAGGAAGGGAGAGAUGCCUCCCACUCACUGAAUCAGCAUCUCCAGGCCCUUCUCACUCUGGAUAAGCAUGAAAACUCCCAGGGGCAGGACUUCCAAGAACAGCUGGCUGAGGGGUGUAGGCUGGCAAGGCACCUUGUCCACAAGCUCAGCCCAGAAAAUGAUGAAGAUGAGGAUGAAAAUGAUAAAGCUGAGGAGCUUGAUAAAGUACAGGAAUCACCUGCCCCCAGGGAGGAGCAGAAGGCUGAAGAAAAGGAAGUCCCUGAGGACUCAGUGGAGGAAUGUGCCAUCACUUGUUCAAAUAGCCACGGCCCUUCUGACUCCAACCCACCUCACAAGAACACCAAAAUCACAUUUGAGGAAGACAAAGUCAACUCAACUCUGGUUGUAGACAGUGAAUCUUCUCAAGAUGAAUGGCAGGAUGCUCUAAACAUUCUUCCGGAAAAUCAAAAUGAUGAUGAGGAAGAGGAAGGGAAAGCACCAGUGCCCCAGGUAACUCUGUGGAUUUGUGGGCUGAAGCUGCAGGAGUCUAAAGAGAAGGAAGUCCUGCAUGACUGCCUGGAGGAAAGUGUUUUGACUUCUUGUUGUGACCAUGAUGUGUCCCAAUCUUACCAACCUGGUGAAGGCACUUUCUUGGCACUGGAUGAACAGAAAGUUUGUUCUGCUCAGGAUGUAGCCAGCAAACUGUCCAAUUCCAAAGGGGAGGAAACCCCACUUGGCUUCCCAGAUUCCAAAUACUGCUGGAAGGAUGAAAAGGAUGAAAGGAUGUCACAAAAAGUAGCUUUUCCACUUGAUGAAAAAAACGAAAACAGCAAAGCAAGUUCAAUUCCAAACACAGAACUGCAGGAGUCCUUCGCUGAGGAUUGA
Messenger RNA from Symphalangus syndactylus (siamang), 1257 nucleotides. Its product is annotated as putative neuroblastoma breakpoint family member 7. NCBI's taxonomy places the organism in Eukaryota, Metazoa, Chordata, Mammalia, Primates, Hylobatidae. The record is from RefSeq and is a predicted model, not a curated record.